AUGGUUGCAUUUCUGGCACUGGUAUUAGCACUGCUGUCUCAGGUGGCGUGUAAGGUUUCAGUUACCAAAUGCACCAUCAGUGAGCCAGUCCCUAUCCUUCACAAGUACUAUCAGUCAGGAGACCUCAUCAUCACAGGAAUAAUUUCUCAGAUCUACAUAUUUUCUAAGAAUAUAACCUUCGAAAAACCUCCAUCUUCCGAAUUCUUUGAUGAUCAAAUCCACUUCAGUGCUAGCUGGACCUAUCGUGCCUCCUUGGAACUUCUUUCCAGACAGGGCAAAUAUAUCCCUAACUACACAUGCGAGAGGCAGAACAACUUAGUAGCAGUGAUUGGAGGUCCGAACUCGAAUGUCUGUGUCCACAUGGCAACUAUCCUGUGCAAUUACAAGAUUCCCCAAGUCAUAUAUGCCUCUGCUCCAGUGCUGAAUAACAAAACCCAUGCUGUUUUUUUCUACCAAAUGUUCCCCAAUGUGACCCUUCAGUAUAUGGGUAUUGCCAGGUUAUUGAGGCAUUUCCACUGGACUUGGAUUGGGGUCCUCUCUGACGACAAUGACAAUACAGAGAAGUUUGUUGACAAUGAACUUCCUGUGUUUACUCACAGUGGUAUCUGCUUUGAUUUUGUACACAUCUUCCCCAAAAUGACAUUUUCCAGUAACAUUGUUCAGAUGGUGAAGGAAGGAACUGAGACAUUAAGUAUUAUCAAUGGAAGCACUGCCAAUGUAAUGGUCAUGCAUGGUGAAAUCCACACGGUAGCACUUCUGAGAACAUUGCUGCAUGUGUCAGAAUUUGAGGACAGACCCAUGCAGACGAAAGUUUGGAUUAUGACAUCACAGAUGGACUUCACAUCAUAUCCCUUCCAAAGAGACUGGGACUUAGGCUUCAUCCAUGGCGCUCUGUCUUUCUCGGUUCACUCAAAGGAACUGUUAGGAUUCAGGGAGUUUCUUCAGGGGAGAAGCCCUUCCACAGAAACAGAAGACGGCUUUAUCAGGGACUUCUGGAAGCUGGUAUUUAAGUGUGCAUUGCCCAACAGUGCAGCGGAUGAAACAGUUGAAGAACUGUGUACAGGGGAGGAGAAACUGGAGACUCUCCCUAGAUCUGUCUUUGAAAUGAGCGUGACUGGCCACAGCUACAGCAUCUACAAUGCUGUCUAUGCUGUGGCACAUUCUGUGCAUUCCCUGUAUUCAUCCACACUCAAAUCCAGAGCAACAGCUGAGAGAACGAAACGAAACCUGAUUCCGCAACCUUGGCAGCUCCACCGUUUUCUGAGAAGUGUUUCAUUUAACAACAGUGCUGGUGAAAGAGUUUCCUUCAUUCAAAAUGAGGCAUCAAAAGUGGGCUUUGAUAUUAUCAACUGGGUCACAUUCCCCAACAAUUCCUUUGUUAGAGUCAAAGUUGGACACAUAGAACCAAAGACUUCCAUAGACAAUGGGCUGGCCAUCCAUGAAGGUGCCAUUGUAUGGCCCAGUAGUUUUAACCAGUCACAGCCUUUUUCUGCCUGUAAUGACAACUGUCGUUCAGGUUAUAGUAGGACAGUGAUGGAGGGGAAGCCAUUUUGUUGCUACAACUGUGCUAGAUGUCCAAAAGGGAAAAUUUCAGAUCAAAAGGACAUGGAUUAUUGUUUUCAGUGUCCAGAAGAUCAAUAUCCAAACAAAAACCAAGAUUUUUGCAUUCCCAAAAUUAUCAGCUUCCUGUCUUAUGACGAACCUUUAGGAAUCACUUUGGCCAUUUUCGCUCUUUUGUUUUCUUUCAUUACAGCAUUAGUAUUUGGGAUCUUCAUUAAAAACCAGGACACUCCAAUUGUCAAAGCCAACAACAGGAACCUCUCCUACACUCUUCUCAUCUCCCUCCUGCUCUCCUUCCUUUGUAUUUUUUUAUUCAUUGGCCAGCCAGAAAAACUGAUGUGUCUCCUUCGACAAACUGCUUUUGGCACAGUCUUCUCUUUGGCAGUUUCUUGUAUAUUAGCCAAAACCAUUAUGGUGGUUCUAGCUUUCAUGGCUACCAAGCCAGGCUCCAAUAUGAGGAGAUGGAUGGGGAAACGGUUAACCAGCUCUAUUGUUCUUUCUGGCUCCCUUAUUCAAGCCACUAUUUGUGUUGUGUGGCUUGCAACAUCUCCCCCAUUCCCAGAUUUUGAUACGCACUCAACACCUGGAGAAAUUGUAUUACAAUGUAAUGAAGGCUCAGUGGCAAUAUUUUAUUGUGUCCUGGGCUUUAUGGGCUUCCUAGCUAUUGUCAGCUUCACUGUGGCUUUCCUAGCACGGAAGUUGCCUGACAGUUUUAAUGAAGCCAAGUUCAUCACCUUCAGCAUGUUGGUCUUCUGUAGUGUUUGGUUAUCUUUUCUUCCAAGCUACCUGAGCACAAAGGGAAAAUACAUGGUGGCUGUCGAAAUGUUCUCCAUCUUGGCUUCCAGUGCUGGAUUAUUGAUCUUUAUCUUUUCCCCCAAAUGCUAUAUCAUUUUGCUGAGGCCUGAACUGAACAAGAGGGGGCAGAUAAUAAGACAAAAGUAUUAA
Messenger RNA from Eublepharis macularius, 2505 nucleotides. Its product is annotated as vomeronasal type-2 receptor 26-like. The transcript is spliced from 6 exons. The coding region runs from base 1 to 2505 and encodes 834 amino acids. Gene Ontology annotation, molecular function: G protein-coupled receptor activity. Gene Ontology annotation, cellular component: membrane. The record is from RefSeq and is a predicted model, not a curated record. Gene Ontology annotation, biological process: G protein-coupled receptor signaling pathway. Lineage: Eukaryota; Metazoa; Chordata; Lepidosauria; Squamata; Eublepharidae.